Messenger RNA from Anisakis simplex (herring worm), 273 nucleotides. NCBI's taxonomy places the organism in Eukaryota, Metazoa, Nematoda, Chromadorea, Rhabditida, Anisakidae. The record is from the annotation of a GenBank genome assembly.
AUGUCGGCAGGUUCAUCGAAAAUAUUAGCGAAACGAGUACCACAACGAGUGGUCGAUGUUGCCGAAGAGGUACAAGAUUGGGAAAAUCACAUUAUAAUGCGAUUUCCUGAGGAUGUGGCCGACAAAAUAGGGAAAGUGGUGGAUGAGGGAAGUCGAGAGGAGUUAGCGAUAAGCUUUCAUCCCGAUAUGCGUACAGCAAACGUUCGCUUUGGACAGCGCAUUAUGUCUGGGAAACUCUACGAUCUUCCGUGUGUUUGUGAGGUUCGAACUUAA